CGGCUGGCGUCCCUGCAGCCGUCUCUGCAGCCUGCGUCCGCGCUCGCCGCCCGAGCUCCCUUCUCCGGUUCAGACCGGGACAGGGUUUGCAUUGCAGUCAGGACGUGCUUCCCUUGCGUCGAGCUUGGAGCUGCCCGCAGAUCGAGUCGCCAGGGACGCUGGGGGAGGAGGGAUGGGAAACCUGGGGAGGAAGCUGCGGAGAACGAAUGGCACCCGCAGAUUUCUAAAAGCCUCUACCGUUUGCAGACGCACCGUAAGCCACGUCUUAAGCUGCUUUUAAAAGUUAUGGCCAGAUACUGAUUCUUGUGACGAUUCUGUGAUCUACCUGAAAGGUUCUUGCUGGGAAACCAACAAAAGAAGACAGUUAAGGCACCAGCAGUGCCAACAGGGCUGACAGAGCGGAGGAGCAAGACGAGUUGAAGGCAUCCGAGGCCAGUCCACUGAGAAGCAGUUGUAAUGGUGCAGCCAAGCUAGAAGACUUUGACACAAGCCGAAGGUGGUGUGGACGAGUCACUGGUGGCCUGAGUUUUCCUAGUCCAGGCUGAUCCGAGGGAGAUGGACUAAAGCCACGGAUUGUCUGGUUCACUGUCUGGGAACUGGAAGGAGGACUGGGAUGGUCUUCCGUGCACAUCCCUAGACUAACUGCAACAAUGAGUUCAGACGAGAAGGGCAUAUCCCCUGCUCAUAAAACAUCCACUCCGACCCAUAGAAGUGCCUCGUCUUCAACGUCUUCUCAGAGGGAAAGCAGACAGAGCAUCCACGUUUUGGAGAGAACUGGUUCAUCCAGCACGGAGCCCUCUGUCAGUCGGCAGUUGCUAGAGCCGGAGCCUAUCCCCCUCUCCAAGGAAGCUGACAGCUGGGAAAUUAUAGAAGGGCUGAAAAUAGGCCAAACCAAUGUCCAGAAACCAGACAGGCACGAGGGAUUUAUGCUGAAGAAAAGAAAAUGGCCUUUAAAGGGCUGGCACAAGCGCUUUUUUGUCCUGGAUAAUGGAAUGCUGAAGUAUUCCAAGGCGCCGCUUGAUAUCCAAAAAGGAAAAGUGCACGGCAGCAUAGAUGUCGGACUGUCUGUCAUGUCGAUUAAAAAGAAAGCUCGGAGGAUAGACCUUGACACGGAAGAGCACAUCUAUCAUUUGAAGGUGAAAUCCCAGGACUGGUUUGACGCUUGGGUCUCCAAACUGCGCCAUCACAGGUUGUACCGUCAGAAUGAAAUUGUGAGGUCGCCGAGAGAUGCCAGUUUCCACAUAUUUCCUGCAACUUCGACAGCCGAGUCCUCCCCAGCUGCUAAUGUCUCUGUUGUGGAUGGAAAGAUACAGCCCAACAACUUUCCAUGGCAGUCGCCGUUACCAUGCAGUAACAGCCUCCCUGCGACCUGCACAACUGGGCAGAGUAAAGUGGCAGCCUGGCUGCAGGACUCAGAAGAAAUGGACAGGUGUGCAGAAGAUCUUGCACACUGCCAGUCAAACCUUGUGGAACUUAGCAAGCUCCUGCAAAACUUGGAGAUACUUCAGAGGACUCAGUCAGCGCCUAACUUCACUGACAUGCAGGCUAACUGUGUAGAUAUUUCAAAGAAAGACAAGCGGGUCACAAGACGCUGGAGGACAAAAAGUGUCAGCAAAGAUACAAAAAUUCAACUCCAGGAAGGGCCACCUGCGAAGGGCCAGUUCAACACAACUCGGCGCCGGCAGAGGCUAGCAGCAGCAGUGGCUACAACAGUUCCUUUCAGCGCCACCAUGUCACCCGUGCGUCUGCACUCCUCUAACCCCAACCUUUGUGCAGACAUUGAGUUCCAGACCCCUCCUAGCCACCUCACCGACCCUCUGGAAAGUUCCACGGAUUAUACCAAGCUACAAGAAGAAUUUUGUCUAAUUGCACAGAAAGUGCAUUCUCUUUUGAAGUCUGCAUUUAACAGCAUAGCUAUAGAGAAGGAGAAGCUGAAGCAGGUGGUCUCAGAGCAAGAUCACAACAAAGGCCACAGCACACAGAUGGCCAGACUCCGGCAGUCACUGUCACAGAGUGAAGGAGCCGGCCAAUCCUGGGCACUGAACCAGAACGCUGAGCUCCGGAGUCGGCUGAACAGAAUACACUCAGAGUCUACAAUUUGUGAUCACGUUGUCAGUGUAAAUAUUAUCCCUAGCCCCGAUGAGCCUGGUGAGCAAAUCCAUGUCAGCCUCCCUCUGUCACAGCAGGUGGCCAACGAGAGCCGCCUCUCCAUGUCAGAAUCUGUGUCAGAGUUCUUCGAUGCCCAAGAGGUGCUCCUGUCUGCAAGUUCAUCAGAGAAUGAGGCUUCCGAUGACGAGUCCUACAUCAGUGACGUGAGUGACAACAUAUCUGAGGACAACACCAGUGUUGCCGACAACAUUUCUCGACAAAUCCUGAAUGGGGAGCUCACAGGAGGCGCCUUCCGCAAUGGCCGUCGCACCUGCCUGCCUGCCCCUUGCCCGGACACCAGUAACAUUAACCUGUGGAAUAUCUUGAGGAACAACAUUGGCAAAGACCUGUCGAAGGUCUCCAUGCCUGUGGAGCUCAACGAGCCCCUCAACACUCUGCAGCACCUCUGUGAGGAAAUGGAGUACAGUGAGCUCCUGGACAAGGCCUCAGAGACCGACGACCCCUACGAGAGGAUGGUUCUCGUCGCUGCCUUUGCAGUCUCAGGGUACUGUUCCACCUACUUCCGAGCAGGAAGCAAGCCAUUCAAUCCAGUCCUGGGGGAGACCUAUGAAUGCAUAAGAGAAGACAAGGGGUUCCGGUUCUUCUCGGAACAAGUUAGCCAUCAUCCACCCAUUUCUGCCUGUCACUGUGAAUCCAAGAACUUUGUGUUUUGGCAAGAUAUCAGAUGGAAAAAUAAGUUCUGGGGAAAGUCCAUGGAAAUCCUGCCCGUCGGAACCCUGAACGUCAUGCUUCCAAAAUAUGGGGAUUACUACGUGUGGAAUAAAGUCACCACGUGCAUACACAACAUCCUGAGUGGGAGGAGAUGGAUUGAGCACUAUGGUGAAGUGACCCUAAGAAAUACCAAAAGCAGUGUCUGCAUUUGCAAACUCACGUUUGUCAAGGUGAAUUACUGGAACUCCAAUGUGAAUGAAGUCCAGGGGGUGGUGAUAGACCAGGAGGGGAAGGUGGUGCACCGGCUGUUUGGGAAGUGGCACGAAGGACUCUACUGCGGGGUGGCCCCCUCGGCAAAGUGCAUCUGGAGACCAGGUUCUCUGCCAACCAACUAUGAGCUCUACUAUGGCUUUACGAGAUUUGCCGUGGAGCUCAACGAGUUGGACCCCGUCCUGAAGGACCUCCUUCCUCCCACAGAUGCCCGAUUCCGGCCAGAUCAAAGGUUUUUGGAAGAAGGGAACCUAGAAGCUGCAGCCGCAGAGAAACAAAGAGUUGAGGAACUCCAAAGAUCGCGAAGACGCUACAUGGAGGAAAACAACCUUGAACAUAUACCAAAAUUUUUUAAAAAAGUUAUUGAUGCAAAUCAAAGAGAAGCCUGGGUUUCUAACGACACCUACUGGGAGCUUCGAAAGGACCCUGGGUUUAGCAAAGUAGACAGCCCCGUUCUUUGGUAAACUGGAGAUGUAGAGCUAGCCAAUAUCCCACACUCGGAAUGAAUAAAUAACUAUGCACAAUUAUGUUUCUUAUAGCUACGCGUGGUUUCUGGGUCGACUGAAAAGCUCCCAUUGGCUUUUCUAUUCAUCUUUAUAAUGGAUUUUCAAAAGUGCAUUAGACAAGGCUCCUAACCACUUUUGGAUCCUUUCUGUUUUGCUGCAACCAUAUUCCUUAAAUAAAUAAAUAAAUAAAUAAAUAAAUAAAUAAAUAAAUAAAUCCCAUGCCCUCCUCGGAAAGCAGCCUAAAAGAAGGAGAAUAUAAAAUCCAAAGUCGGAAGAGUCGGAAAAGAAGAUGAAACUGUAACAGGCGCUUCAAGCCAAUCAGGAGAGUUUUAAAUGUUACACAAGCUACAUGUUCAGUCUGCUAUCUGAAAGCUGCAUCCCGUACCUUAGGAGCUCCUGGGCCAUCGUCGGUUAGUUUGGACUUGAAGUGUGUUCUUUUGAUGUGGUGUGCUUGUUCUCAGCCUCGUCAAAAUGGACAAUGUGAUGCUUCCCGAAACCCAUUCCACCUUUACGACAUUGUUCAUGCCUUAAGAAAUGCAAAGAUGUACAAUAAACCGUUUUUUAAAUGUGUGCUCAUAGGUGUAUGUGAAGGAAAGAGUCCUGGCAUGAUUCACUUUCUUGGUCAGAAGGUUGAUUCAGCUAAUAGAAGGAUUAAAUGAGGAAAAAAAACAUGCUUUCCUUUGCUAAGUCGCUUCUGCUGUGGUGGAUCUGAGGGGCAAGAGGGCUAAGGUACUGUAUACUAAGUAGAUCUCUGUAUCCAGGUCGUUCUUUAAGUUCCUGUCCUAUGUCCAGAUAGUAAGCCAUCCCUCCUCCGUCUGACCUCACAGUGUGUCCUGAAAUUUGGAAAAAGUUGUAUCUGAUUUGGACACCCGUCAUCAGUGUUAAACUUCAGUAGGAAGUAACAAACCCCAGUGUCUGCUGGGGCCGGGUAAAGCACACAGGCCAUAGAACACAUCCCUGGCUCAUGCCCACCGCUUGACACUGUUCCAAUUCCAUGGAGAACAAAAGCUUGUUUGUAUUAUGUAAAUGGAUCCUAUGCAUAAUCCUGUUUCUUUUUUAAAAAAAAAAUCCAGCGGUUCCAUAUGAUACAUGGUUACAUAUUAAGCAUCUACCUUGCUAAGGGCAGAUAUAUAAAACUUAUGCUUAAAAAAAAAAGUUAUCCAUUCCAAAGGUGGGGGUGGGCAAGGUGUGUUUUGAAUUCUUCAGGUUUUGUUUUUCCUCCACAGGUACACAGAGGCUUUUGUAGGAAGCUUGCAUUGGCAUUUUUAAGUUCUUGCAUGUACAUGACAAUAUAAACACCUGUAUGUUUUUUUUAAAAAUAAAAUCUCUUAAGGGGGCUUCCUAGUGAAUUAGAAACUUACAUAUAUUUUAUUGUUAGAGUUUUAUUCUUAGAUUCUUACCAUCUGAAUUUAAGUGUUACUUUAGAAUCUGAUAACAAGGUUAGUGACAUUUUAUAUUCUGUUAAGAGGUAUCAAUCUUGGUGUUAUUUCUAACCCCCUGCAAAGCAUUCCUAAUAAUGGCUAACUCACCAUAAAACCCAAAGCUGCUGCGAACAUGGAGGGAAAUCCAGAGUUUCCCCUGGAUGGAGCAAUAUUUUAGUUAUCCCCAAAUUCAUCUCCCCUUUCAUGUACACCAUGCACACAGCUGGUAGUCAUUGGAAUGGAACUUCGCUCUCCAAAGAGUUCCCGAAGUCAGAGCCAGAGCUUGGCUUUCGGCUUACACAGCUUUCUCCAUGUGCUCCUGGGUCCUAGGUGGCUUGCCCUGCAGUUGUAAAACCUUCCCCUGAUUCACGGACUACUUUUUUUCUCUGUUUUAUCAGCGCAUCUCUAGUUAUGUCUGAUUUUAUACUGAGUUAGGACUUAAUUACAGUCCUGUGGACCUCCUCACAAAAGCUGGUUCUCCUCCAACUGAGAAAGCUUACAGUACGAUUUAAAGUGGGUCUCGCCUGCACUUACUAGUGUCUGACGAAAUGGUCUUAGAACCACCUAAGUAAGAGAAGAGUCCUUUGGAAUAGAGAUGCCACAAGGAGGGACUAUGAAGGUGAAGUGUUCAAAACACUAUAGGAGCCGUCCAUUUAGUAAAGGGCAGAAGGCCCAGGAUGCGGCAGGGAAGUAACCACAGCUCCCAGGUUUGGAUUAACUGAGAAGAUAGGAGAAACAACAGAUGAGGCCUUUGUAGUCAGAUAGUAAGGUUAAGAUGACAAAUAAGAACAGUAGAUGAUGGUCAGGUCUACCCUGAAACUCUAGUAAGAAUUUUAGGAUGCAAGCGAGAGAAGCGUGGGGCUAAUUACAAUAACAUUGUAUGGCAUCCUUCACUUUGAAUCUCUCUGGAGAUUCUGGUUCCCCUGGGUGUGGUCAUCAUGUCAUCAGGUCGCGUCUCAAUCUUGUCAUCAGUUAAGCUUCAGAUUCCCCCAUAACGCCCGCACCGGACUCACUCACUUGUGUUGCUGAACCAGCCUUGUCCUUUUUGUUCACACAGUGAUUAUAAAGGACUCUAUUGGAAUUUCAUUUACAUGACAUAUCAGCUAUUAAACCUAAAUGACAAAAGGGUGGAGUGCUAUAGCUUAUCCUCUUGAUAAAAUGUGAUGUAGUCCUUGGAUUUUACAUAAACCACUAUAUUUGGGAGAUACUGGUAGAAAGGCUUGGUAUGCCUGUGUUCUUUUUCCAUCCUCCCUCCCCUCCAAGGUUGUCCUGAGAGUGACAGUGACCCUGAGGGGUUUGCCAGACUGGACUGGUCAGUACCAGCCUUUGCAGAGGCUCACCAAAACUGGAUCAUUUUGAUGCUGAGUGCUGUUAACCCAGGUGCAAACGUACUCUUCAGUGUUGCUGAUCUUCCUUAUUUUUUGUCAUUUUUUUUUCUUGGAUUAUCUUAAAAUGAUGUCCAUGUUAUCUCCAGGUAGCUGUAAAAUAAUGAAAAUAAAAUAAACUUCAUUUAAGAUACCCUUUAGUGGUACAUGUCAGUUGUGUGUGAUUGCAGGGCCAAAUGUCAUUCUUCUGCCUGAGGAAAACCUAGGGAGUUAUGGUACAGAGGCUACCAACUCGUCAACAUCCCAAAUCUUUUGUGUUCAAGCUCUUGAUUCUUCUGGCCUUGUGUUUUUUCUGCAUGAGCACUUACCAGUUAUUAGAUCCUGUCCUCAAGAAGGUUAGAGAGGGAGAGACAUUCUAGGGAGGAAACCCUGAUUAAUGUGUUUAGUAGUAAAGAACAUUUUUGUUACUCUUCUGUGGGUUUAAUUAUCCAUCCUGUCUAAUGCCGUUCUCUGUCGUCCUAGAUAAGAAAGCGUUCGUGGGAGCAGAGCUCCGCACGGCAGGGGGCGUUAACAGAUGUUUGCACUUGGCUCAGUCUGUUAGGAAUGUGGCACAGUAAUAAAGUUUGUGUACAGAAUAUUAGUUUAUUUCUAUGAGAGCAAUUAUGUUCAGGAUAUAUAAAAAAUGUAUCUAAUUAAACCAUUAUGGAUCUAUUUUGUGCUCUAGAAAUGUUCUUUUUUGGGAGGGGGGGCGAUGUGUCGGUAGAGCGAAAAGUAAAAUGCUGAUGUGUUCUCAUGGGUUUGGUUUUGUCUCCCAAAUGCUCUGUGGCUUUUGAGAAACACUCUAUAUCACCCCAGGAUUCUAUCUUAAUUGAGUUUGGUUUGUAAACAUUUCUACUUUGAAAGUUGUGCGUCGUGUGGCUCCUUCUCUUAAGCAGAAACUAGCUUUAUUAACAACAUCUUCAGUACCUCUUCUGCCUGUUACGGAGAUGUGGAACCUUUCUGCAGCGGCUGCUUUCAAAGAGAGGAUGGCAAAUCGCCUUGGACGGGUUUGGCUUCAUUCUCCUAACCUGGGACCCAAAGGGUGCUCUGAUGAAGUAACAUGCCCGACAUCCUAAGUAGAUCAGGCCCUUAGGACAGACGGACGGACAGACAGUCAGACAGCUGGCAGACGCCUCGUCUGGAAGAGAAUUGGUGUUGUACUCUUGCAUUGGCUUUUCAAAGCAACAAACUUGUCUCUCUAUCCUCUGGUCCUUACAAGCAGAAGGAGAGAUGCAUGUUUCUGUUGUUGGGCGCCAUGUCGUUGUCUGUGAAAUGGGCUGUCUUUAUGUGUAAUUUCAGUCAUUUGGUAUUAGAAACUGCUUCAUUCACUUUCCUCGUGAACACUAUUAAUUCUUCAUGAGUUAAAAGUUUCCUUAUACACACAUAUUAUGAGUUAUUUUCCAAACUGAUAGGAAAAAAAAAGUUAACCAAAAGUUCUCCGUUUCCAUAAAUGUUGUUUCUAUCUGUACCUUCCUUCCCAAAAUGAGUUAAUUGUAAAGAAAAGGAUAUUAAAUUUUUUGGUAAAAUAAAGUGGAAUCCUGUGUGGGGUCUGUCUGUUUCUUCUAUCAGUGUUAGAUCAGAUGAGGAAGGGAGCUGAACUCUUACAGACAGGACGAUGAUAAAGUCACUCACUGCUCCCUUACAUGUCUGCUCUCCUUUAGUGUUUCAUCUCAGG
Mus pahari (shrew mouse) is the source of this 8056-nucleotide messenger RNA. RefSeq names its product oxysterol binding protein like 6 (gene Osbpl6). Gene Ontology annotation, cellular component: intracellular membrane-bounded organelle; plasma membrane; perinuclear endoplasmic reticulum. The transcript has 27 exons. NCBI's taxonomy places the organism in Eukaryota, Metazoa, Chordata, Mammalia, Rodentia, Muridae. The record is from RefSeq and is a predicted model, not a curated record. Gene Ontology annotation, molecular function: cholesterol binding. Bases 651 to 3554 code for a protein of 967 amino acids.